AGCAGAUCCAGCUGAGAUCAGAAACAGACGUCGCUGCACGUGACUCUUCAGAGGAAAGGACGUCUCAAUUAAAAACACAUUUCCUUGUUUCCUCUCUCCUCGCUUGGAAAAUACACAAGUGAGGGAAACGUGGAUGCAGUUUAAGAGACUUGGGAUGAAACCUGGUAUGAACACAAUGAAGACCUGCUUAACCCCACCGACAACCUAACUCCCACCUGUGAGGCAGCACUGCGCCGCCAGGCGACUAGUCUGCCGGAAAUACAAAAGAAGAAGAAGAAGAAGAAAAUAUUUCAAACUGAGCUUUAACCGGGAAGAAGAAGAAGCAGAAACUGAGAACACAACUCUGUCAACAUGAGUGAGCUGGAGGAUGUCAGCCGCCACAUUCAUGACAGGACCUCGUCCUUACGGAGCGUGCUGGACCUGUCAGUUGCUGAAUUGCCUCAAAAUAAGAUUAAGAAACUUGGACAAGAACUGUCUGCACUCGAGAGCCUUCUGGAGGAGUUUGAAAAAUGUGUUGGUCAACAGAAAGAGCAACUAAAGCAUCUAAAGGAACUUGAGCACUCAUUCCAGGAGGAUUUGGGAGAUGUCCAGCACAUUAAGGACAACAUACCUGCACACAUGCCCAGGAAGAAAGGCCUUGCAAAUGGAAAUGAACCUGCACUGAAGCAGAAUGAAGUUCAGCCAGCUCCGCAGGAAACUGUCAAGAAGAGCAACAAGCGCUUCAUCAGAGAGAUUGACUUCAUCACUACAACAGAGUUUGAGAGUAUCCCUCAGUACAUGAAAGGACGUGCGUCGUAUCAUCAACUUAACGCUGCGGUGCAGAGCAUUAACACGGCUGUAACAAGCAAGUACAAGAUCCUCCAUCAGUCGAUGAAAGCUCUGAACAAUCAGGCACGAAAGCUGCACCGACGCUUCAAGGAGCAGGAGACCAAAGAUACAAAAGGUCAGUUUUUUGUGGUGGAGAACGAUAUUCGGGAAUUUACCCAGCUGAAGGUGGACAAACGAUUUCAAGGGAUUUUGAACAUGCUGCGACACUGCCAGCGUCUCCGGGAGUUCCGGGGGGGGGGCCUCACCCGCUACUUGUUGUUAUGAAGGGAUUACGCUUUCUCUUGUGUUGUCUCUUCCUCAUUAGGGUGAGUUUUUUUCAAUGUGCAUAUUUCCUGGUCACACUGUCGAACACGACGAAGAUGCGUCAGAUGUUUGGCCUCAUUGACUUGUUAUAUGUUUAUAUAUUCAAAACGUGACUAAAGCCUCAAAGUGUGGUCUACAUGUACACAUUUAGAGAUUCACCAUGAAUUUGCUUUUGUUUGUCACCUGUUAGUGCACAUAAUACUGGAAUGUGUACAUGUAUGUAUUUUGUCAUGGUUUUGGUAUAAAUGAUUAUAAAUUAAAUAGAUUUUUCUAUGUUUCA
Cottoperca gobio is the source of this 1411-nucleotide messenger RNA. RefSeq names its product spindle and kinetochore associated complex subunit 1 (gene ska1). Gene Ontology annotation, molecular function: microtubule binding. Bases 352 to 1092 code for a protein of 246 amino acids. The record is from RefSeq and is a predicted model, not a curated record. The transcript has 7 exons. Gene Ontology annotation, biological process: mitotic cell cycle; chromosome segregation; cell division. Gene Ontology annotation, cellular component: outer kinetochore; mitotic spindle; spindle microtubule. NCBI's taxonomy places the organism in Eukaryota, Metazoa, Chordata, Actinopteri, Perciformes, Bovichtidae.